AUGCCGUUCGUGAAUCCGUUCGCCAAGGACGAGAAGUCCUUCCCAGGAGUCCUAGUACCACUGUCUGGUGGUUCGCCAACAAGUAAAAUCCCAUCGAAAAAGAAAUCCGUAGGCGGCACUUUUGAAGAAGAGGGCGCGGCGAGCCCACCACCCGAGUAUGAGGCAGAGCUAACCAUUGAGGCUUUGAGAGCUGAAGUUGAAGCUUCUGUUGCGUCCACAGGCCAGGAUACUGCAUAUGACAGAAAAUCUAUGGUCAUUAACCGGGCGGUCCAGGAUAUUGGAAUGGGCCGUUACCAGUGGCAGUUGUUUAUUUUGUGCGGAUUUGGCUGGUUCGCAGACAAUUUAUGGCUGCAAGGUGUUGCUCUCACGCUGCCAAAACUGUCCCUCGAGUUCGGUGUUAGUGAAUCGCAUGUUCGAUUCACUACUUGUGCCUUGUUCAUUGGUCUUUGUCUAGGAUCAGUUAUCUGGGGAACUGCAUCUGAUAUCAUCGGUCGUCGGCUUGCCUUUAACAUGACGCUCUUCCUAUGCGGUGUUUUCGGCCUAGCAGUUGGUGGUAGUCCAACCUGGAUUGGGGUCUGUGCUAUGUUUGCCUGUCUCGGUCUAGGCGUGGGUGGGAAUUUGCCUGUCGAUGGCGCAUUAUUCCUCGAGUUUCUUCCUUUCGCAUCUGGAAACCUUCUUACUAUGCUCAGUGUGUGGUGGCCUGUAGGCCAACUGGUUGCCAGUCUUAUUGCGUGGGGCCUCGUACCAAGGUAUACUUGUGCCGAUGGUCUACCCUCCUGCCACCUUGCUCCAGCACCAUGCUGUGCCAAAGAAGACAACAUGGGCUGGCGGUACUUCACAUAUAUCCUUGGAGUGCUCACCUUCCUCAUGUUCUUGUCUCGUUUCUUCCUCUUCCACCUUUUUGAAUCCCCAAAGUUCCUGCUGUCCCGUGGACGCCAAGAAGAAGCUGUUGCUGCUGUACAUGGCAUUGCUUACAAGAACGGAGUCAAAACUUGGCUUACUGUGGAAAUCCUUAAUGAGAUCGGAGGACAUCCAGAUGAGGUACAAAACCAGAAGCUGAGUACCGUAGAAAUCAUUAAGAGACAGUUGAACAAAUUCUCUGGAGAGCGCAUCGCUCCGCUCUUUGCAACGAAGAGACUUGGACUUACCACUGUUCUUCUGUGGUUCUGCUGGGCAACUAUUGGAAUGGGUUACCCUCUUUUCAACGCUUUCCUGCCGCAGUAUCUUGCACAAGGUGGUGGUGACAAAUACCCACCUCCGACCACCAAUACUGUUUACCGUGACUAUGCCAUCACUUCCAUUGUUGGUGUUCCCGGCUCUCUGAUCGCCUGCUACACCGUCGACAUCCCAUACAUCGGACGUAAGGGUACCAUGGCUAUCUCCACUCUGAUAACGGGAAUCAUCCUCUUCUGUUUCACACUCUCCCCUGAUCCUAAAGUCCGUCUGACUUGCACUUGUCUCGAGGCUUUCUUCCAAAAUAUCAUGUACGGCGUUCUAUACGCUUACACACCUGAGGUUUUCCCAGCACCCAACCGAGGUACCGGAACAGGCAUUGCCAGCUGCCUCAACCGUAUUUGUGGUCUACUAGCUCCCAUUGUCGCUAUCUACGGUAGUAGCGCAAACCCCAAGGCUCCUGUGUAUGCAUCUGGUGGCCUCAUGCUGGCUGCAUUCGUGGCCAUGGCAUUACUUCCAAUUGAGACAAGAGGGAAGGCGUCCCUCUAA
This is a messenger RNA of Microsporum canis CBS 113480, 1722 nucleotides long. RefSeq lists its product as hypothetical. NCBI's taxonomy places the organism in Eukaryota, Fungi, Ascomycota, Eurotiomycetes, Onygenales, Arthrodermataceae. The record is from RefSeq and is a predicted model, not a curated record. Gene Ontology annotation, cellular component: membrane. The transcript has 8 exons. Bases 1 to 1722 code for a protein of 573 amino acids. Gene Ontology annotation, molecular function: transmembrane transporter activity. Gene Ontology annotation, biological process: transmembrane transport.